Messenger RNA from Bicyclus anynana (squinting bush brown), 6171 nucleotides. RefSeq names its product acylamino-acid-releasing enzyme. Gene Ontology annotation, molecular function: serine-type endopeptidase activity. The record is from RefSeq and is a predicted model, not a curated record. The transcript is spliced from 14 exons. Gene Ontology annotation, biological process: proteolysis. Bases 43 to 2223 code for a protein of 726 amino acids. Lineage: Eukaryota; Metazoa; Arthropoda; Insecta; Lepidoptera; Nymphalidae.
GUGAGGUAUUUACAACACUGUACUACAGUGGUGCGUUCCAAGAUGGGUGACAUAUGGAGGAUGAAUUCCCAUAUGGAGGAUGUAAUAAAAUCUUAUAAAACACUAACAAAGAUCCCCUCCAUAACCGAUGGGAGGUUGAAUAACAACGCUACUAGAGUGACCUCAAGAUGGGCCAUACGGAACUUGGAUAAGGGCAAGCAGACACACUAUCUUGUAGAUUAUUUACUGGAUGACAAUCUGGGGGUAGUUUCACAGAGCCCUUUUGGGGUUGACAUCAGUCAUGAAAUAUUAACAGCAGUGUCCCCAAAAGAGACGUUCAAAGCGGUGAUCAGGGAAGCGAAAGAUGACAAGGAUGGAUCAAAAAAGAAGUUUUUCCUUGAAGUGUGGUCCAGCGCCGGCCUCAAGCAUUCCAUAGAUCUAAAUGCAUUGGACAUACAUGGUGAUGUCUAUGCCGAUGCGGAAUUCGGUAGUCUAGACUGGUCAUCGGAUGAGACCAACGUAGUAUAUGUCGCAGAGAAGAAAGUGAAAAAAUCGGAACCGUUCAUCAAGAGGAAAUCGGUCGACGAUAUCAUCACGCCAGCCAGCAGGAAGCCUGAGCCGGGUCAAGAACACUUGUACCGUGACGACUGGGGCGAGCAGCUGGCCGGCAAGAUUGAGACAGUGGUGGUGGUGUGCAAGCUGCCCGAGGAGACCUUUACUGUGUUGGACUUUGUUCCUGGAGGGCCCGGACAGGUGAGGUUCUUACCAGACGGAGAGACCAUAGUGGGAGUGACAUGGGAGACAAAAACGUUGGGCCGCUUGGGUCUCAUCUACUGCACUAAUCGACCGUCCUUCGUAUUCUGCAUCACCUUCACUGGCACUUUUAAAAUACUGAGCGGCGAGAACAAAGCGGUCCGCUCGCCGCGCGUGGCGCCCAACGGCGACUUGUUCUGGCUGCAGCGAGAGGCGCACGGGCCGCACCACGCGUGCCACCAGCUCGUCAGACUCGCUGCGGACGACGUCAAAAUCCUGCUAGACUCAGAAGAUGAAGAGAUAGAUGACAAACUAGUGUCAGUGGUAGUGGACAUAGUGGAGAAAGAGCUGGAGAUAAGCAACGGCGUGUUCUACGGCAUCUACUGCGGCAGCUUGCCGUCCAAAUGCUUCAGCGAGGACAGCAAGAAGCUGGUAUUUAGCACUCAACAGCAGAACGAAAUAAGGAGCUACGUAGUUGAUACUGAGACCCGCAAACUAGUGGAUAUAACGAACAACCGAAAGGCCCUGGGUUCGACGUCUGUGCUGUGCGUGCAGUCUGAUGUCAUCUUGGCCUCUUUCUCCAGCCUCACUACACCACCACAGCUUUUUGCAUCAAAACUGUCGAGUAUGGUGCGCGACGGCGGCAUAGAGUGGGUGCGCGUGAGCGCGCCCGCCGAAGUGCCGAGCUCCGUCGCCAACGCUAAAGUGGAGUACAUGACCUUGAAAUCGGACGCACAAGCUCCUGUGUCAUCGUUCACGGCGAUAUACUUCGGGCCGGACGAAGGCAAAGUGUACCCGCUGGUGGUGUGGCCGCACGGCGGGCCGCACUCCGCCUUCUCCAACUCCUACUCGCUGGAGGCGGCCUUCUUCAACCUCAUUGGAUUUGCCUGCCUCCUGAUAAACUAUCGCGGGUCGACCGGCACGGGGGACGCGUCAGUAUUCUUCCUCCCCAGUCGCAUCGGCUCCGCUGACGUCGAGGACUGUAAAUUCGCCACUCAGAAAGCUUUAGACCAAUACCCUAUUGAUGACAAACGGCUUUUGUUGUAUGGAGGCUCUCACGGGGGUUUCUUGGUGUGCCACUUGAGUGGCGUGUACCCUGACUUGUACAGCGUGACGGUGGCGAGGAAUCCCGUCACUGACUUGGCGUCUAUGUCAAACACGUCCGACAUUGCCGAUUGGUGCGCUGUGGAAGCUGGGUGGCCGUUCUCAGAGGAAGGUCCCUUGAAUGAGGACAAGUUGCUGACAUUGCGAAGAGUUUCCCCAAUAGUUCACGCGCAGAACGUGUUGAUUCCCACGGCUCUGAUGCUGGGCUCCAAGGACAAACGCGUGCCGUACUACCAGGGUCUGGAGUAUGCGCGCAGGUUGAAGGCCAACGGGGUCAAGGUCAUCGUGUACAUGUACGAGGACAACCACUCGCUGAGCAGCGUCCCGGUGGAGAUGGACAACCUGCUGAACGCGGCGGACUGGCUCAUCACGCACAUCAAGCCCUAGCGCUGCAAGGAGCAGUGGGGCGCGUACCUCAGGGAGUUCGCCUUGCAUCUGCUGCAGGAGACCGUCGCCGACUAGAGCCGAGACUGUUGUCACAGACCAGUGCUAGACAGUGAUGAUGUGAGUUCGAAAAAUGGUGAAUUUUCACAUUCUCCAUUUCAAAAUAGUGUUUAAGUAUGUGGCUAAAAUGGUGAAUUUUUCCAUUCUCCAUUUCAAAAUAGUGUUAGUGUUUAAGUGUGUGGGUAAAAUGGUGAAUUUUUAUAUUCUCCAUUUUGAAUUUCGUGAAUUGGACACGACUCAGUGUUAGUGUUUAAGUGUGGGUAAAAUGGUGGUUUUCCACAUUCUCCAUUUUAAAAUAGUGUUUGUCAACGAUCUCCUAUUCAAAAGUGGAUGCACAAUCAGCGACCAAAAAACGUCCCCACUCAAUGAGUGCCAAACUUCUUGGCACUCAAUUCAAGUAGUCGCAUUUGCCUUGAACUUAAGGUUGAAUUUUCUCUGAAUUUGUGAUUUUAUUGAAUAUUGGACUAUAUUUAAAGGCCUUUAGGUAUAGUUUUCUUUGCCAAUAAUUCUAAAACUGUCAAAGCAAAGUUGGCCAGUUUUCAAGUGAAAUUUUCUACAUGAUUGUGCGUCCUUUUACUAUAAUAGGUCAAUGGUGUAUGUGUGAAAAAUGGUGAAUUUUCACAUUCUCCAUUUUGAAUUUCGUAAGCUGUAUACGUAACAGUGUUAGUGUUUAAGUAUGUGGGUAAAAUGGUGAAUUUGCACAUUCUUCAUUUUGAAAUUCCAAAAUUUAGUUUUUUUACUGUGCCAAAGUUUAUUGCUACGACACUGUGUUAUAGACAGCGUUUAAGUUUUGUACAUGAAAUGGGGAAUUUUUACAUUCUCCACUUACAUUCGAAAGUUGCAUAAUUUAAUGCUUACUGUACCAAAACUUGUCUUUAUGGUAUGUAUGGUAAAUGGUCUAAGUUUUUAAGAAUAUUAUGCGCUAGGGAAGUGAGAUUUGGCAGAUAGAGAAAGUGCUGAAAGCUAAUUUUUACAAGUCAUAUGUGUUGAAAAUAUAUUAAAAUGAGUAUUAUUAUGUAUUCGUAAAAUAAUACCACAAUUCUUCAUGAAAUAUCAAUAGAUGAAAAGUACAGUCUACGUAACUGUAAAGGUUGUGGAUAAAAUAAGUUAUAAAAAGUGUAAUUUUUAUGUAUAAUUAGAAUCCGAUAUUGUUUAAAUAUUUUAAUGCUAUUGCUGUGUGUGUGUGUGGCGAUUUUUCAGAAAAAACGAAGUCGCCUUUUUUAACCGACCUAAAAAAGGAGGAGGUUCACAAUAAUUCGUCUGAAUCUUUAGUAUAAUUCAACUAAGUGUUUAGUUUAGGGACUCUCAAAGUAUGACGUCGCUCUAUAGCGCAUACUUUGCUCUUAUAAAAUGGUCGUCAACCCUUGACUACAAUCUCACCUGAUGGUAAGUGAUGAUGAAAUCUAAGUUGGAAGCGGGCUAACUUGUUAGGAGGAGGUUUCUACACGACAUCGUACCAGAACGCUAAAUCGCUUGGCGGUACUUCUUUGUCGGUAGGGUGGUAACUAGCCACGGCCGAAAGCCUCCCACCAGCCAAAGACACGUUUGCUUUUAUUCAAUGACCUCUAGGUGUCCAUUUAAUUAGCUAAUUUAACUAGAUGGCUGAGGCUUAAACACCACGUCGCCAUCAUUUUGUGGUAGAGGAAACAUCUCGAACAGAUCCCAGGACUCGUGACCUUGGGUGUAGGUUUAAAGGAUCCUUUCAGAUUUAAUUGGCACUCACCUCCCCUGCCCGACAUGUUCUUUAUGUCCACACUAAACAAUUUAUGAUCAAUAAUUACAACACAAGACAUUAUCGCACAAAAUCACUAACAGGACCAGCAGCAUGACGGUGUUCACGCUGCCUAAUAAAGACCUGAACUUAAGUCAUCAAAUACCUUCUUAUUUAUACCAUCACUGUUGUAACAUCUUCAUACAAAUACUUCCUUUUUAUAAUAAUGUUAAUACCACUCAUAAUUGGUAAAAAAAUUAUUUCAAAACUCUACACAUCUAAGUAGAACAGUUACUAAGGAAGUCUUAGUAGAAUUUAAGUAGAAUUAAACUUAAUGGUCAAGUGUAUGAGUAUAAUUAACUUUCUAGUAUAUUGUUCGAAUAAUGUUAUUAGAUUAUUCUAAUCUAACGAAAAAACUAUUAGCUUUUGUACAUAAAUUGUAAGAAUGAUAUUCUAACUUUCGGAUGCUCUCGCAAUAUUUCUUCUCUAGGGAUUAUCAGCAAUAGAAUGUGAACAAUAAGUAAUAUUGUAGCGGUUAAGGGAAAAAUAAAGGGUUAAGCCUUAAGAUUCAACAUGGUUAAUCUUUAAUUCUGAUUCAUUUAUUAUUUAUAUGUCCAUAAAAUACUUUUCUACUAUAUUUUUAUAUUUAUGUGUGGAUACAAUUUUGUUGAGAUAUUAUUUUUUUUAAAUAUAAUUUUGUCAUGUUUUUGAUAUAAUUUUCUUGUGUUUAUGAUAUACGCAACUUUUCAGAUUGAUAUUAGAAUGAGAUAAAUGCUAUUAGUCAGAUUACAAAAUUAUUAAUAAAAUGUCAUUAUAAGUCAUUUACGCUAAGUCGGUUAAACCAUAGAUAUAAGGUGUAUUAUCUAUACUAGAUUCUGUAAUAAAUGGUAUAAUAACUCACACAGCAUUAAAACAGGACGGCGUGUCUCUAAAUAAAGGUGUGAAAAGAUACAAAUGUUGGUCUGUAAAGGUCAUAGCUCAUUGGACUUAUUACCGCCUCGUCGCUCGGUGUCCACACGUCAACGCUUGAAUGGCGCGUAUUAACCAGUGAAUGAAAAUUAGUCCGUCAAUCAUCGUCUUUGCGCGUAAACCACUCUCGGAUAGCGCGGUAACUAUUUGGAUCCCAUGGUCAAUAGUAAAUAGUCAAUAUUCAUUUAUUUCAAUUAGUCUUAGUUUACAAACACAAGAUAAUGGUGAUAAAAAUUACUCGAAAAUUUAAAAUUAAAUUCACGAGGGUUCUAAAUACGCCUUGGUCCGAGAAGAGUCCACAACAAACUCAGCCAGGCUUUUUAUUUUUUAUUUUAUUACUAUUUAACAAUAGGUGUAAAAGUAGUUGAAAUUAUUAAGAGCCGUGAUAGCCCAGUGGACAUGACCUCUGCCUCUGAUUCCGGAGGUUGUGGGUUCGAAUCCGGCCCGGGGCAUGCACCUCCAACUUUUCAGUUGCGUGCAUUUUAAGAAAUUAAAUAUCACGUGUCUCAAUCGGUGAAGGAAAACAUCGUAAAGAAACCUGCAUGCCAGAGAAUUAUCUUAAUUUUCUGCGUGUGUGAAGUCUGCCAAUCCGCAUUGGGCCAGCGUGGUGGACUAGUGGCCUUGCCCCUCAUUCUGAGAGGAGACUCGAGCUCAGCAGUGAGUCGAAUAUGGGUUGAUUACGUAAAAGUAGCCAGCCAUGUAAAACAUUUUAUUUCCAAGCUUUUUUGUCGUUUAUAUAUUCAUUAACACUAUUAUACGACUUUUCUACAAACUUGCGUUUAAUAAAAACUUUGAAAUUAUUGAGAGACAUGCCUGUGGUUUCAUGUGUCAGUUUAAUAUAAAAACAUGCCUGCAUAUAUUUUCAUAUUAAAGUAACGGGAACUACCAGAAUCUGCUAGUAGUAGUAUUCUAUACAAAGAAUACUUACCACUCAAGGCGAGGCAUGUCAUGGCGCUGGGUGGUUCCAAUGAGCUAUGACCUUUAAUGGCUUUUGUAUUUAAAUCUCUGACUGUAUAAAUCUUUUUCAUACCAGCUUCUCUGGUAUAAAUGACUAAAAUACUACAAAGUUAAAAAAAACUAAACGUUUCUAGGUCUAAGUUCUAAGCAUAAGUACCUAAAUACUUAUCCAAUAUGUGUAACGAAAAACUACGAAUUUAAAUAAUAAGGAAACAUUGUUAUAAUGUACUUAUACAAUAUAAAGAUUUCAAUAA